Molecule: messenger RNA, 3538 nt
Organism: Neodiprion fabricii
Lineage: Eukaryota; Metazoa; Arthropoda; Insecta; Hymenoptera; Diprionidae
Product: testis-expressed protein 9
Exons: 8
Coding region: 81-1175 (364 amino acids)
Source: RefSeq, a predicted model, not a curated record
GGACAAUUCCCACGUUUUGUUUAGACCCACUUGCUCAGCGGCCGCCAUUUCUGCGUGGUGUUUACAGAUUCAGUGGUUCGAUGCAGAUCUAUGUCUAUGGUCCAGAUAAACAGAAAGCAAACCACAAACAAAUGAACAGAGACAAGGAAGAGACGCGGACUCUUGGCUUACGGGGCUUACCCUUUCGCUCUGCCGAUAGGGAAGAACGCCUAGCGGGGUUUCAAACCAAAAAUAUAACAAUGUCCGACGAACUGUUGACCAGGGAGAAUAAAUUUUACGAAUUAAACGGCGAGUUGGAAAGAAAAACUAGGGAGCUUAUGAGGGAAGUCAAUUCCGUCGUUAGCACGUCGCGGUUAUUCGACGGCGAGGCGGCUUACGAACGUCUAGUUAAUAAUUCAAAGUCGAAAAAUGGGGAGCGGGAUAAAUCCUUAAAACAGGUCGUUGAUUCUGUGUCACGAGACUCAGAGUCUGACGCAGGUUUGCCGCGCUUCUUGAGCAGAUCAAAAAAGAUUAAAGAUACCCCUGACAAUGGAAGUUACGAGGAAAGUUGUGAGAAGCGCAACGACGCUGUGGUUAGAUUUUUCAAAUCAAAGGCAAAAAUCCUAGAGAGCGAACUCGAGGCCAUCAAGCUAGAAUAUAAGAAAAAGUGUGAUUACAGCAGCGAGCUUCAAGCGGAGAAUAAAAAACUAGACGAGGAAAGGGUCAAGUUUUGUGGUCAAGUUACAUCGCUGCGAGAAAAUCUCGGGAAAAUUGAAGCCACCAACAGCACACAACUUGCAAAUCUGCAAAAAAGUGAGAAUGAGAAUGUUUCGUUAAAAAAGGAGCUCGAUGCAUUGAAAAAAGAAUUGAAAGCAACCAGUCAAAGUUUGAGUAGCUACACCAUAAGACUGAAUCGAUCUACGGAGGAGAAUGAAAGACUUUCCAAAGCAUUGAAGAGCAGUAGACUGAAGGAAAAGGAAUUGAGAGAAGAUAAUCGAAAAUUGGAGGAGGAAAAGAAAGCAGCGAUAGUAAACCUAGAAAAACAACGAUCAGAGCUACUGCAUGCUUUCAAAAAGCAAAUGUUGUUAGUGGAUAAUCUCAAGAAGCAAAAGGCACACCUGGAAGCAAACAUACUGAUUAAAUACACAGAGGAAGAAUUACUGAAGUUAUUAGAUUGGAAAUUGGACGACGUUUGAAAUAAACUUAAAAUCUAUGUAACAAUAAGCAAAAAUCGCAUUACAUAUAUCCUCAAUUCAAAGGCUGAGUGUUUCAUUCCAUGAAUUUUCCAUCAAGUGAGAGAAAUGACAAGACUUUGUAACAUGUACAAUUAAGUUCAAAGGCAAAAAUGAUUGCAAAUAAUUGCAAAUUACCGACUCGGUGGAAGUACUUUUCAUUGGAAAACAGUAUAUAUGUAUUCUUGUUCACGUUAUACAGCCCAUAAAAUGGAUUACACAUAAUUAAUAGUAUUACUGAAUAGAAAAAAUUAUCAUUAUAAAUGACAUAUCCAAAUAUAAUUAGUCGCAAUAUACAUUUUUUUCAACUUUUUCAAUUUUUACUCAUAUGUCUGGCUGAUCGUUCAUUUUUACGAUUUACCCCAUUCUCAUUUUGUUUAUUUCUCUGAGUUUUGUAUUAUUGAUUCAUUUUUUUUUUUAACCCUUUAACAUCAUUAUUGUUAUUAUAUAGUAUAUCACUUGAGAAUUGUCUGGUGAACGUGUCGAUAUGAUUACUUUUUAUCAUUUUAAUUUUUUUUAAUAUGUCUAUAUGUAUAUGUAUAAUAUCAUUAAUAUUUACACUGCGUGGUCGACACGUUCCAAUUAUUCACCAAAAGAUUUUUUUUUACUGUUGAUACACCAAUCUUCUCAACGAAAUUUUCUCUCAAUAAUUUUACGUGACAAGAAGUGCAAAUUGAGAAUAAUAAAAGAUACCCUCCUCCUAAUACAAUAAUACCUAGCACAGAGAAAAUUCAAUGGAUUUAGGGGAAAAAAUUGAGCGUAAAAAAUUAUUCCAAUAUACUUUUCACUUGUAAUUGUUUCUCUUCAUUAUCCUUUUGACUGGUUAUAAAAAUGUAGAAUGGAAACAAAAAAUAUAUAAUCACAAUGAUAAAAGCAGAGAAAAGUAAAGACAGUGAAUGAGAGGUGAAAACAAUUCAACAGUUUCUUAUUGUGGUAAUGAUCUGAUUAUUUUUUGAGAUAAUCUGAGCAGCCUGAGAAAUGGAUGAACAAAUGAAUGAAGGAAUCAAUGAAUGACGAUUAUUAUUAUCUUAAUAAAAAAUUCCGAGGAUCUGUUAAUAGCGGCUUAAUUAAUAUUAUAGUAGUUUCAUAGUAGGCUAAUAAAUACCGAAAGCUUCGUACACAUUGUUGUGAGCUUAUAGUAUAUGUAUGAAUAGUUUUUGCGGUGAUGUUGAUGUAUCAUUCGAUUAUUAUUGCAGAAAAAAAAACGAAAAGGAAAACCCAUUUUAACAUUAUCUACUUCAUGUUUUCAUCGCAAAUGAAAUCACGCAUACUUCUAUAAUUUUACCUUCUAAAUUGCCGUCAUCGAUCAUUAAAAUAUUCAAUGCUUUUUUUAUACUUCUUACCCUCGUUUUUCAUCUUACAUCUUAUGCCUCCCGACUUUUAGCGACAUAUUCCAAAUAUAAUUUUUCAGCUUUUCAAUAAAAUAAAAUAUAUUUUGUACGUAGAAUUCUAUUCUUUUCUUUACCCCUGUGUUUUGUCAGUUUAAAUAAUACGGCGCAUCGCAGUAUUAACUAAUCCCAUGGACUUAGUGCUGUGUACACACCAUUCAUUUUUACAUUCCUCAAUUUUCAGUUAUCUCACGUUCAAGUAUGGUUAAACAAUUGAGAAUAUUCUUAUUAAUUUAACUAGAUCAAAUCAAAUAUUAUUUCAUUGACGACCCAAAUUGUACCUGCUAUGUUACCUACUUACAUAUCAUCCUAAAAAUUGAAUCUAACUACCGCGUAUCGUUUAAUUAUGGUUGCAAAUUACGAUAAAACAUCAGUGCGUACUUAUUUAUUUAUUUGCUAAGGACAUUUCUUUCUUUCUUCUCUCUUUCUGUUUCAUCGCCGUCUGGAUUAGAAUCUGAUAAAACGUCUCUAAAUCGUAUCUCGCAUGACUUCCAUUUGGAUUUUGCAAUACUUUCCAUUUCCCCAGAACAGGCGAAAUUCGAUUACAAUCCAACAACUUCCUCACAAAAAUCUUAUCACGGUCCUUAAGCAUUACACGAUGAUCAUAAUGAAACGAAAGAAAAACCAUCGCAAAAUAAAGAUAAAUUUCUUUGCGCAACCCUAGAAGAUUAGAAAAAAAAAAUCACAAUAACAACAGGAGGAUUUGUGGCUAUUAAAAUUCGAAUACACUACAAUAAAAUAUUUUAUUAACAUUACGUAAUUAUCGAUCAAUCAAGAACAAACUAGAAUAAAAAUCAGAAAAAAAAUAAUUACAAUUAUGCCAAGAAAAUAUCUCUAAUCCUUCAUCUUGAAUAUGAUCCAUGAAGUUUUCUCAAACCAAAGAAGUUCACAUGUUUACCUUUUGGUGGAAAAAAAAAAAAAAAAAAAAAAAAAAGAAAA